Linum tenue is the source of this 507-nucleotide messenger RNA. NCBI's taxonomy places the organism in Eukaryota, Viridiplantae, Streptophyta, Magnoliopsida, Malpighiales, Linaceae. The record is from the annotation of a GenBank genome assembly.
AUGCAUUUUCCUCCAAAGCUGAAACACAAGCUUUCUCUCAAGGCACUCUGCAUACUUCCCCUGCUGAGAGGGUGCCUAUUCGAUGGGUGCAGGGAUCACAAACAAGGCUCAGGUUUUGUGACCAGAAUCUGGAACCUGAGUGACAGGCCGAUCGAGCUCCAGGUUCGAGUCGGGUCGAUCCUGAAAAAGGUUCACACUUUGAAGACAGGGUCCUCAAAAAGGCUCAAUUGCAAGAGCAUAUACAAGGCCUACAUGCCAGGUGGUCGUCAUGGCGGCGGCUGCGGCAAUGGUGGAGGGAUGAGGAAUCUGUUGUAUUACUAUGAUCAUGAUGAGGCGUGCCAGCCGUACAUAUGGGUCCAUGAUGCAGGUGGGGAUUUUAGCAGGGUGGUGAAGCAGCAGUACUUGAGCUUGGAGGAUUUGAGGGAGUGUUGUGAGAUUCGGGUACUUAGGGAUGAACAACGUGGGUGCAUUGCUGUUAGGAAGAAGCCUAGGCCUGAUUCCUGCUGA